AUGGUAAAGGUUAAAUCUCUCAAACCUUCAUUGGAUUUUCGACGUUCUGUUUCAAAGGACAAAAUAUCAACACCCAUAGAGACGAAAGCCCCACCUCCUUCUAUUUUACCACCAAAAAAAGUAAUUAAGGCGUUAUAUGAUUAUACGGGUAACGGAACAAAAGAAUUAUCUUUUUCUAAAGGUGAUUUCUUUCACGUCGUCGGUAACGAAAAUGAUCCAAAUUGGUAUGAAGCAUGUAAUCCUGCGACUAAUGUACGAGGAUUGGUUCCUGUUUCCUAUUUUCAAGUAUUAGAAAAAAGUAGUCGAUUUGUUGAUGACAAAGCUGAUUCUGGUAAUACUUUAGAUGUACAAAAACCUCAACCUUUAUACGGUAUUGUUCUUUAUGAUUUUGUUGCGGAAAGACCUGAUGAAUUGGACGCUAAAGCUGGUGAACCUAUUAUUGUAAUUGCUCAAUCAAAUCAUGAAUGGUUUGUUGCUAAACCUAUAGGUAGGCUGGGUGGACCGGGUUUAAUUCCUGUAGCUUUUAUUGAGAUUAGAGAUCACGCUACUGGUAAAGCUAUUGAAAACAUUCAGGAAUUAAUGGAUAAAUCUGUUGUUCCAAGAGUUGAAGAAUGGAAAAAAAUGACUAAAGAUUAUCAAGAAAAUAGUAUUUCAUUAGGUCGUUUAGAUCCAAAGUUAGCUCCUAUGGCUUUGGUUGAUCAACAAUUAGCACCUGUAUCUUCAGAUUAUGAUCCAAAACAUGUACCUGUAUCCUUAGAUUAUGAUCAAAAUUUUGCACCUGGACCUCCCGAUUAUGAUCAAAAACUUGCACCUGUAUCCUCUGAUUAUGAUCAAAAACUUGCCCCUGUGUCUUAUGAUGAUAGUAAUAAAAAUCCAGAUACUUCUGGAUUACAUGAUUCAGUUCCUCUUGAAUAUUAUGAUUAUUCCCAAGAAGAAAUCUUCGAUAAUUCUGACAAUUUACCUAUUAAUUCUGAUCAACAAUUUGGUCAUUACGAUUCUGGUACCGUUCCUAAUGAUGAAGAUAUAAUUUCAGCAUCAGUUGAAUCAUUUCAUUUUGAAGAUGGACGGUUUUGGUUCUUGGUUCGAGUUGAAUUAUUUUCUGGAUGCUUUCGUCUUUUAUAUCGAUUAUAUGAAGAUUUUUAUGAAUUUCAAAUUGCACUUCUUGAUAAAUUUCCUGAUGAAGCUGGUCGAAAUGGAGAUCAACGUAUUUUACCAUUUAUGCCUGGACCACUUUCAUAUGUUAAUGAAAUUAUUACUGCGCAAAGACGUGCAGAUUUAGAUACUUAUGUUAAAGAAUUAUUGAGAUUACCUUCUUAUAUUUUAAAAGAUCCUUUAAUAGAUCAAUUAUUCGGUCUACGAGAUGGAGAUAUUGAAACACCUAAUGAUCCUAGACAACCUAUGGGAAAUGGAAGUACAACGGAUCCUGAUCCAUUACCUCCGAUGUUAACAUAUCCAGUUAAUCAUACACCUAUUACAUCUCAACAACAAAGAAAAUUACCACCUCUAAGUGGAGGCGGUUAUAAUAAGCAUAAUACAUCAUCAUCUUCGACUGGUCAAUCAUUUAUCAAAUCACCACGUGUUCAUGAUGAGUCCUCUAAUAAUUCAAUCCUUUUUUCACCAAGUGCAAUAAGUCCAAAUUCAGAAAAUAAACAAACUUUUAUGAAAAUCAAGAUAUCAUACAAAGAUGAUAAGAUUGCUAUUCGAGUUCCAUCAGACGUUACUUAUGCACAACUCCGAGAGAAAAUAUGUGAUCGUCUAGGAGAACGUGUGUCAAGUUUGUCAUAUAGAGAUGAAAAGACUAACGAAGUUAGUCCGCUCGAGGAUGACGAUGAUCUUAACAUUGCAUUAGAUAAUUGUCCAAAAUUACUCAUUUAUGCUGCUUAA
Cetraspora pellucida is the source of this 1884-nucleotide messenger RNA. The record is from the annotation of a GenBank genome assembly. Lineage: Eukaryota; Fungi; Glomeromycota; Glomeromycetes; Diversisporales; Gigasporaceae.